Messenger RNA from Cladophialophora yegresii CBS 114405, 573 nucleotides. RefSeq lists its product as uncharacterized. Lineage: Eukaryota; Fungi; Ascomycota; Eurotiomycetes; Chaetothyriales; Herpotrichiellaceae. The coding region runs from base 1 to 573 and encodes 190 amino acids. The transcript has a single exon. The record is from RefSeq and is a predicted model, not a curated record.
AUGGCAUUGGCGUUCUGGAACCCCGAAAUUGCCAAGCACCAAGCCAUAUACAAGCCAGCUACCGACAACGUCUUCUCUUGGCUACGGAGUCUUUACGGGUGCUCCGAGGACACCAAAGUUAACUACUACCGCACACUCGCCAGUAGGGCAGCCCGAGAUGGCAAGCAAAUGCCCGACAAUAUCCUCGACGACCUCCAGGACGCCAUCGAACUCCGCUCCGAGGCGGCCAAUUGGUUUAGACGGGCAGGGACAGCUCACGCCGAAGAGUGCCGUAGACACGAGCACAUAAUCAGCGUCCUCCAAGACAUCCUGGCGGCCUUUGGCCCCUCAUCACCAUUAGUACCGCUUCCGGGGCCAUCGACGAGCCCAGCACCUUUAAGAGCGCCAUCACCAUCACCAUCACUAUCACCUGCUCGGAGGGUGGACGUCCCAUGGCGUUCUCAGCGAUGCGGACCACCUGAAUGGCUACCCGUCCGCCCACGUCAGGAAUUUGGCCCCUCUGCUAAAUGUGCCAGCGUGCCCCGGAACCUCAAAUCACAUCUCAUCCACCACCAGAACUGGAGAGUGCUUUGA